This is a messenger RNA of Drosophila subpulchrella, 2088 nucleotides long. RefSeq names its product sodium/potassium-transporting ATPase subunit alpha (gene JYalpha). Bases 117 to 2027 code for a protein of 636 amino acids. The transcript is spliced from 4 exons. Gene Ontology annotation, cellular component: membrane. Gene Ontology annotation, biological process: proton transmembrane transport; potassium ion import across plasma membrane; intracellular sodium ion homeostasis. The record is from RefSeq and is a predicted model, not a curated record. Lineage: Eukaryota; Metazoa; Arthropoda; Insecta; Diptera; Drosophilidae. Gene Ontology annotation, molecular function: ATP binding; ATP hydrolysis activity; P-type sodium:potassium-exchanging transporter activity.
UGCUAGGUUAUGGUUUUAUUGACGCUGUUGUGUUUCUAAUUGGCAUUAUAGUAGCAAACGUUCCUGAAGGUCUACUUGUAACUGUAACUGUAUGCUUAACCCUUACUGCCAAACGUAUGGCUUCAAAAAAUUGUUUGGUUAAGAAUUUAGAAGCCGUGGAGACUUUAGGGUCGACAUCAACAAUCUGUUCUGAUAAAACAGGAACUUUGACACAGAAUCGAAUGACAGUUGCCCAUUUGUGGUAUGAUCACACAAUAACGGAAUCUGAUACCACCGAGUCUUUCCGGGGAUCACAUUUUAAAAUUGAGGAUAAAUCGUUUAAUGCUCUUCUUCUGUGUGCUGCUCUUUGCAACUCGGCUGAAUUCAAGGGUGGACAAGAAGACAUACCAGUUUUUAAAAAAGAUGUUAAUGGAAACGCUUCUGAGGCAGCACUUUUGAAAUUCGCCGAGACGAUUUUGGGAGGUGUUGGAGCAGUUCGCCAAAAGCAUACAAAAAUUACUGAAAUUCCGUUUAAUUCAACAGAAAAGUACCAAGUUUCCGUUCACGAAUUUAAUUCAAGUGAUGGAUAUUUUAUCGUUGAAAUGAAAGGAGCCCCAGAAAGAAUUUUGGAUCGAUGUGAUAUGAUAAUAAUUCAGGGGCAAUCCAUAGAACUUACACCUAAAUUAAGAACGGAAUUCGAAGAAGCUUAUUUGGAGAUGGGCGGUAUGGGUGAAAGGGUUUUAGGAUUCGCAGAUCUUAAACUUUCUAUGUCUCAGUAUCCAAAAUCUUACGAGUUUAGCACAGAACCUCCAAAUUUUCCCUUAGAAAAUCUUCGUUUUUUAGGACUAAUAUCCUUAAUAGACCCACCUCGUGCGGCAGUUCCAGAUGCGGUAGCGAAAUGCCGCUCAGCUGGUGUACGAGUAAUUAUGGUAACUGGAGAUCAUCCUAUUACAGCUAAAGCUAUAGCCCGUAGUGUAGGUAUUAUUACGAAGCCCACUGCUGAGGAUAUUGCCAAACAACGUGGCGUUAAAGUAAAUGAGGUUGAUCCUCGACAAGCUAGUGCUAUCGUGGUACAUGGUGGUGAGCUUCGUGAGAUGAAGGUGGAAGAAUUAGAUGCUGUUAUUUACUAUCACAACGAAAUUGUUUUUGCACGAACGUCACCACAACAAAAGUUAAUAAUCGUAGAAGCGUGUCAAAGACGUGGUGAAAUUGUUGCCGUUACUGGUGAUGGUGUUAAUGACUCGCCGGCUUUAAAGAGAGCUGAUAUUGGUGUUGCAAUGGGCAUUUCUGGAUCUGAUGUUUCUAAGCAGGCAGCGGACAUGAUUUUGCUAGAUGAUAAUUUUGCAUCAAUAGUUGUGGGUAUUGAAGAAGGACGGAUUAUAUUCGACAACUUAAAAAAAUCCAUCGCUUAUACGUUGACAUCUAAUCUUCCGGAAAUAAUGCCGUUCUUAUGUUUUGUUAUGUUUGAUAUACCUUUAGCUCUAGGCACAAUAGCGAUUCUGUGCAUCGAUAUUGGCACUGAUAUGCUCCCUGCAAUAUCGCUAGCUUACGAAAAAGCGGAAUCAGACAUAAUGUCUCGUAUGCCGAGAGAUCCAUUUGAAGACCGUUUGGUAAAUAAAAAACUUGUUGGAAUUAGAGGAGCAUGGGACGCAAAAGAAGUUGAAGAUCUUGAAGACGGUUACGGGCAAGAAUGGACCUAUAGAGAACGUAAGGUUCUUGAGUAUACUGCUGGCACCGGCUUUUUUGUCUCUAUUGUAGUAACACAGGUUUUUGACCUUUUAAUAUGUAAAACUCGUCGAAACUCAAUACUGCAACAAGGUAUGGGCAAUCAUGUACUUAACUUCGCGCUGGUUCUUGAAAUUAUCAUUGCUUGCCUGCUUUGCUACGUGCCAGUAUUUGAAAAAACAUUAAGAAUGUAUUCCAUAAAAUUUAUCUGGUGGAUAUACGCAUUCCCUUUCGGCUUAUUAAUUUUCUUUUUUGAUGAAGGUCGUCGGUUUCUAAUAAGACGGAAUCCAGGUGGUUGGGUGGAGCAAGAAACAUAUUAUUAAUUUAUGUUUUACCACUCUAGAUAUACCAAUAAAACUCUGUCGCUUGCUAUUUCUUAAAGUA